Messenger RNA from Hibiscus syriacus, 990 nucleotides. RefSeq names its product 50S ribosomal protein L7/L12-like. Gene Ontology annotation, molecular function: structural constituent of ribosome. The record is from RefSeq and is a predicted model, not a curated record. Gene Ontology annotation, biological process: translation. The transcript is spliced from 2 exons. Gene Ontology annotation, cellular component: ribosome. Lineage: Eukaryota; Viridiplantae; Streptophyta; Magnoliopsida; Malvales; Malvaceae. Bases 284 to 871 code for a protein of 195 amino acids.
CCUAAAAAAAUUGCAGUCACUCUCGUCUCUCUUCACACAUCCCCGCCGCCAAGCAAGCCUCUCACCACCGUUCUCUCCCAGCUUCGCAAUCCUUCUCCAGUUCCUGACCCAAUCCCUCUCUUGCCCUCAAGUUCCGACGGCCGGCAAAUUAAAUAAGGCGAGCUCUUAUCACAUAUCAUUGAAAGUAUUUAAAACGAUAGGCACCUUUUAUUUAAUUGGUUGAAGCAGAUAAUUUUUUCUAUCCAUAUUUUCCGUGAAUCAUUGUGUUCUGUGGUGCAAAACAAUGAAGUUGGUUGGACUUAUAAAAGCAAUUUGUGUCCACCCCUCCGUUCGUGAAAUAAUGGGGCCUUUGCAGAUCCGGACAUUUCAGCAUGAUUUUGUUCCAAGAGACCCCAAGGCUAAGCCUAAAAAGUACAAAUAUCCACAAUUUUAUGAUCCAUAUGGCCCAAGACCUCCACCCUCUGGUAAGAUUGUUGAACUGGCAGAGCGAAUUGCAGCCUUACCACCAGAAGAGCGCAGACAAAUCGGCCCUACUCUUACUGAGAGGCUAAGGCACCCCAAAAUGCAAACCAUUGCAGAUGAAGGAAUGGAGUUGGGUUCCCAGGGUAGAGUGGGUACGGGUGCAGUAGCUGCAAAGGUAGAGGAGAAGAAAGAGAAAACGGCAUUUGAUGUGAAGUUGGAGAAGUUUGAUGCUGCUGCAAAAAUCAAGGUUAUCAAGGAAGUGAGGGCUUUUACUAAUCUGGGUUUGAAAGAGGCCAAGGACCUUGUUGAGAAGGCACCCGUUAUACUCAAGCAGGGGGUCACCAAGGAGGAAGCAAAUGAUAUAAUGGACAAGAUUAAGGCAGCUGGAGGAGUUGCUGUCAUGGAGUGAGCGAACAGCUGCUUUAUUUUUCCUUUCCUUUCCUAACUUUUUCACCUGCGUAGCAGGCCGUUAUUGGAUAAUGUUGGGAAAACACUUUUACAUGAUAUGAGGUGGAAAUGGUCUUUCAA